AUGGCGCCCGGAUCCGGGACCUCGGGCGUCUCCCCGAGUGAUUUCUUGCGAGCGAUCGAGGGGAAAACGGUGCUCGUGCGAUUGAACUCGGGGGCGGACUACAGGGGGGUGCUGGCGUGCUUGGAUGGGUACAUGAACAUAGCGAUGGAACAGACGGAGGAGUACGUGAACGGACAGUUGAAGAAUAAAUACGGUGACGCGUUCAUUCGGGGGAACAACGUGCUCUACAUCAGCGCCGUGAAUAAGUAG
Messenger RNA from Ostreococcus tauri, 249 nucleotides. Its product is annotated as Ribonucleoprotein LSM domain,eukaryotic/archaea-type. NCBI's taxonomy places the organism in Eukaryota, Viridiplantae, Chlorophyta, Mamiellophyceae, Mamiellales, Bathycoccaceae. Gene Ontology annotation, biological process: mRNA splicing, via spliceosome; maturation of SSU-rRNA. The coding region runs from base 1 to 249 and encodes 82 amino acids. Gene Ontology annotation, cellular component: U6 snRNP; sno(s)RNA-containing ribonucleoprotein complex; nucleolus. The record is from RefSeq and is a predicted model, not a curated record. Gene Ontology annotation, molecular function: RNA binding. The transcript has 4 exons.